This is a messenger RNA of Guyanagaster necrorhizus, 2706 nucleotides long. RefSeq names its product ATP-dependent RNA helicase DBP10. NCBI's taxonomy places the organism in Eukaryota, Fungi, Basidiomycota, Agaricomycetes, Agaricales, Physalacriaceae. Gene Ontology annotation, molecular function: RNA binding; ATP binding; RNA helicase activity. The coding region runs from base 1 to 2706 and encodes 901 amino acids. The transcript has 5 exons. The record is from RefSeq and is a predicted model, not a curated record. Gene Ontology annotation, cellular component: nucleus; cytosol.
AUGCAACUCUCAGAUGAUGAUGUUGAUAUAUCCGCAGCACUGACUGCAAAGAAGCUAAGAGUGGAAGAAGAAAGCGAUGAUGAGGGUCUCCAGCAAAUGAUGCUUGAAUCCAUUUCCAAGAGGAACGUCAAGAGCGGUACCGAGAUAUUGAAGAAAGCAAAGGGCAAAAAUCUUAUAAAAGGCGAGGUCGGAGGUGGUAGCUUCCAGAGCAUGGGCCUUCAUCCUUCUCUGCUUCGCUCGUUGAAUUUUCAGGGAUUUCGUAUACCAACUCCCAUACAACGGCUUUCUAUUCCCGCUCUUUUGGCUACUCCCCCGCGCGACCUCGUUGGAAUGGCACGUACGGGAUCCGGGAAAUCAUUGGCGUACAUGAUUCCUCUUGUUCAGCGUCUUGGUGGUCGUCAUUCCACCACUUUUGGAGCUCGUGCACUCAUUCUUCUCCCUACACGAGAACUUGCACUUCAGGUUUUGAAAGUUGGGAAGGAACUGGCGCGAGGAUGGGAUUCCGGGGAAGGCACACAUGCUGGAGAUAAUAAAGACGCCCUUAGUUCGAAGCACGGUCAAGCUCUUCGGUGGUGCCUGAUUGUAGGUGGAGAAGGAAUGGAUGAACAGUUUGAGAUGAUCACUAAUAAUCCAGACGUAAUCAUUGCGACACCUGGGCGACUACUUCAUCUCAUUGUCGAAAUGAACUUGGAUCUUAAGUCAGUACAAUACGUUGUCUUCGAUGAAGCAGACCGGCUCUUUGAAAUGGGCUUUGAAACGGCCCUCAGCGAAAUCCUACAGCGUUUGCCAGCGGCCAGGCAGACUCUUCUUUUCUCUGCCACCUUACCCAAAUCCCUGGUCGAAUUUGCAAAGGCUGGCCUGCAAAACCCAAAGCUCAUCCGGCUCGACGCUGAGAGUAAAAUCAGUUCUGACUUAAAAAUGGCCUUCUUCUCCAUCAAACGUGCGGAAAAGGAUGCCUGUUUGCUCCAACUUUUGCGAGAUGUUAUCAAGGUACCGUUUGGCACUGUGGAGGCAAGGGACGAUGCCGACGUGUCAGAAAAAAAACGUAAAGGGAAAGGCAGGCGGCCAGAGCUGUUCACUUCUCCCCACCAAACUCUUAUCUUCGCUGCUACGAAACAUCACGUAGAAUAUCUGACCGCCUUAUUGACGACUGCAGGAUACUCCGUUUCCCAUAUCUAUGGUUCCCUUGACCAGACUGCUCGCAGCUACCAGAUGGAUCAAUUUCGUCGAGGUCGUACCAAUGUCUUGGUCGUCACCGAUGUCGCAGCUCGCGGAAUUGAUAUUCCUGUCCUCGAAAACGUGAUCAAUUACGAUUUCCCCCAGGGCGCCAGAGUUUUUGUGCACCGAGUGGGUCGAACAGCUCGAGCAGGACGACAAGGAUGGGCGUGGUCAUUCGUCACGAGUACGGAACUGCCAUACCUUCUGGACCUACACUUGUUCCUCGGACGUCCACUAAGAAGUGAAGUGACGGAAGAUGGAGAUCAGGUGUAUACGGAGAAUUUGGUGUUGGGUACUUUCCGACGAGAGAAGAUCGAUGAGGAUAUGGAAUAUGUCAAAUCCUUGGAGGACAUUAAUCACACACUCCCCUCAUUAUGGGAGGUGAUGAAACGAGGUCAUACGAUGUACGAGCGAAGCAAGGGAAAGGCUAGCCCUCCGAGUUAUAAACGCGCGAAGGAGAUGUCUAAAGAUCCAAAGUGGAUGCUUGCUGGUUCUGAUAGUGGCGUGCACCCGGUGCUGCUGAGAGGAUCGGAAGCGACCCAACAGCGUUCCCAGGAGGAGGUGCGACAUGCAAUGAUGCGUACGGUGAACUCAUUCCGACCUUCGGAGACGGUAUUCGAAGUGGGCAGCAAGGCGAAUAUGGCCAACUCUGCCUUGAUGAAAGAACGGAGGAAGGCUUUACAAAAAUCAGCACAGAGAGCUUCGGCGUCGACGUCCACGGCUUUGGAAGACGACGAAGAUGUUGUUCAGGUGGCGGGUAAGAACGUCGAGAUGGCAGAUGAAGAGGAGAUCAUGGCUGUAUUCGACACAGCGAAGAAGCCCGGUUAUCGAGAUGAAGAAUUCUACAUGUCGCACUACCAGAAAGAUGCUUUGACAGAGAAAGGAUACUCACUCACAGAUGGCGCUACAUUCGCUGAACAGGCACGGGGUGCUACCUUUGAUCUUGCGGGUGAUGAAGGCAUUGCACAACGAAAACGGAAUCACACGUGGGAUAAGAAAAAGAAGAAGUUCAUACAAGGAGAUGGUGCUGGUGCUGACAAUGUAAAAAUGGUGAAAACGGAGAACGGAACGAAGUUGCCGGCAACGUAUCGCAGUGGUCGGUUCGAUGGGUGGAAGGUCAAGGCUCGGGUUAAUCUGCCAAGAGUAGGCGAGACCGAGAACGAAACUUCCCGGGUACUCAGAGGGCACAAAUUCAAGCACAACAAGGUCGUUACCGUACCCAAGCCCCUUGAUAAGCUCAGCAAGGACUAUGAACGCAAAGUUCGGCAGUUGAAGAAGAAGGAAGAGGGCGAGACGCAGAGUUCUUCGUCCCGAUUACCACCUGGGAAGAAGGGUAAGAAGGUCGGCGGACGAUUCGCAACGAAGUCGGUCGGUAGAGUUAAAGGUGAGCUCAAGAACGCAGAGCAGGUUCGUAAGAACAGGAAACUGCUGGAAAAUCGGCGCGCAAAGAAUGGUCGGGGGAGUCAUUCAAAAAAGCAUCGUCGAUGA